AUGUCAGCAACAGGACUCCCAAGCCCGGCGCGGCUUACAAAGCGAUCAAGGGCAAGCGAUGCAGCACCCAGCAACAUGACCAAUACUAAGAAAGAAAGAGUGAAGCGCCGCCGAACCUCUACAGGCGAAGAAGGAUUAGGAGAGGGCUCCAAACAAGGAAGUGCUCUGGUCUUAUCGGAGAGUUUUCAACUUCACCAUGCCCUUUCCCCGCGCAACGAACUCGCCCAACGUAUCAGCGACAAGGGCGUGACCGCGUCGUCUAAGUCUUGGUCUUUAUCGCGGGGGGUCGCGGGACAAUUCUCCAGCUUAGAUCCUAUACUUACGCCUGACGAACAAUAUCUAUUCCUCAGCCUCGAGACAUGUAUCCACGUUUAUUCCGUUGCAACUUCGCGCCUUUUUCGCAUUUUAGAGCCAAGCGCCUCCGAGACUAUAAUUAGUUUUCGCCUUUCUCCUACAAACCAGGAACGCCUUCACAUAAUCACUUCAGCCGGUUCCGUGAGUGAGUGGGACUGGUCAACCAACAAGCAGCUCGCGUCAUGGAGUACGCAGCACAAGACCAUCGCGGCACACGUCGUGUCUGAAAACACUGCGGACGAAGAAGGCUCGCGCAUAUUGCUCUUUUCGUUACGAGAGCGCAAGGAUGGGAAGAGGGAGCUAGCAGUUACACCUUUAAAUGGGGGGGAGCCCCAGAGCACCUCUGUGCUUGAGACGAACAUUAGGGUUGAGGAAUUUAGAGUCAUCGGGAAUGGCCGAAUUGCAGUCGUAUACGGCGGAACACACUUAUUUGUCGGAAGCUCGUUCCAUGCGCAGGGCUCGGAGCUCUCGAAUUACGCUUGGAGAGAGGUCAAAUUAGGCGUCAACAUCUCAUGCGUCGACGUCAAGCAGCACCGGACUCUCAAGCAAACUCACCGACGUGUUUCUGGGACUAAUAGACUUCCUAAUUUCGAUCUAGCCGUGGGUUGCGCGGACGGUUCAAUGCUUGUUUAUCAUGGUGCUCUAAACCUGCUCGGCAAAUCGAGCAAACAUGAUGAAGAUAAAAAACUGGCUCCUAGGCGCCUGCAUUGGCAUCGUGAUUCGGUAACAGCUGUGCACUGGUCAAGAGACGGAAACUACCUCAUCUCAGGCGGGCAUGAGUCGGUCAUGGUUUUGUGGCAAUUGGAUACAGGCAGAAAGCAAUUUCUCCCCCAUUUGUCCUCCCCGAUUUGCAAUAUAGUUGUCUCUGAGAGCGGAAACUCGUAUGCUGUCAAACUGGCCGAUAACCGUGUCGUUGUGUUGUCAGCAAGAGAGUUGCAGCCCAUGGCCACUAUCAUUGGUUUGCAGCUGUGUACCAAAGCACCGAAGACAGCGCUUCAGGCUCCCGCAAAGUCUUUUCAGCCAUCGAGAGCGGUUGCAGCGGCUUUGCAUCCCCAGCAUCCGGAGCAACUGCUAAUAACUGUCCCAGCCUCUCACCAAAUCACACAAGAUAGCAUCGCACUCACAAGUGCCCCGGUCCUUCAAACUUAUGACAUUCGCUCCAACACCCACAUAUCACGACAAGCCCUCGCACGAACCAAUGCAACGACACUAAACAUCAGCCCUGACGGGAACCCCAUACUCACCCCCGAUAUCAAGCACAUGUCAAUUUCGCAGGAUGGAAAAUGGAUGGCCACUGUGGACAGUUGGAGUCCGUAUCCUCAAGAUAUGGAAGCGCUUGACCUGAAAUCGAGUGUUCGCUCCGAGUAUGAGGAACGUUAUAUAAAGUUCUGGCGCUGGAGCGAGUCUUCUUCCCUUUGGGAGUUAGUUACUCGUAUCGAUAAGCCACAUCUUUCUGACAAGGGCUCCGCGUCCGUUCUGAGUAUGUCCUCCCGGCCGCAUAGCCACGAAUUUGCGACAAUAGGAUCGGACGCUCUACUGCGAAUGUGGCGGCCCAUUAUCAGACAGCGGUACGGACGAAAUAACGACAACUCAGAGCAGGUGCCGGAAACUUGGAAGUGCCGGAGUACAGUUGAUUUGAGUGGUUACUUUGAGAGAACCAGCGCCCACCACCCGGCCUCUUUGAGCUCAGCCUCAGUCUGCUUCUCAGAGGAUGGCUCAGUUCUCGCUAUCUGUCUACAGUCGAUAUCCACGAACCCUGGGCUCGCGAUUCUUCUCGAUGUACAAAGUGGCGGUGUUAGGCACAGCAAGGCUGGCGUCUACUAUGGAGAUAUUUGUGCAACAUCCUUCCUAGGAUGUCAACUCAUUAUCGCCACAAAGCGAUCGGUUUUCGUCUGGGAUACGGUUAACGACGUGGUAAAAUCCACAGAUUCGCCAGAGGUGCAAUCACUUAAUGGUGAUAGUGGCCAACGCCUGCUUGCUGUGAAUCAUAGAACACACACCUUCGCCAUUACAUCCACAAAAAUUGCUCAGAAGAAGGCUGGGACGAAUAAAUUUCGCAAGUCCGGGUACACAGUCCAGGUGUUUGACAUGGGUUCUAUGUCAUUACUCUCUCGUACAAGAUUGUCGAAGGAGCCCGUUGCGCUACUUUCGAGCUCCCACUCUGCUGAAUAUGUUGUUGUUGAUGCAGGUGCCAGUAUUCAACAACUCAGCUGCCUGGCUAAAGCAUCCCAGCCUACUCACACUGAUGGUUUGAUCGAGUCUACUGAUCUGGGAUUGGAGGGCUUGUUUGGACGCCAAUCCACAGGCGCGACUCAGAAGCCGUUGGCGCCAGUAGUAUCCACCGGGAAUACCCAGCCAUCAGAACGAACUGGGCUGGCGAGUGUCUUUGGCGAUACGCCUCCCUUUGUUCUUCCUCCUUCUCGCAUAGUUUUCCGUGAUCUCGUCAAAGCUCUCACAGCCUAG
Molecule: messenger RNA, 2817 nt
Organism: Aspergillus calidoustus
Lineage: Eukaryota; Fungi; Ascomycota; Eurotiomycetes; Eurotiales; Aspergillaceae
Source: the annotation of a GenBank genome assembly